Aspergillus aculeatus ATCC 16872 is the source of this 1566-nucleotide messenger RNA. Its product is annotated as cytochrome P450. Gene Ontology annotation, molecular function: iron ion binding; heme binding; monooxygenase activity. The coding region runs from base 1 to 1566 and encodes 521 amino acids. Lineage: Eukaryota; Fungi; Ascomycota; Eurotiomycetes; Eurotiales; Aspergillaceae. The record is from RefSeq and is a predicted model, not a curated record. The transcript has a single exon.
AUGUUGGCACUCGUCUUUUUCGCAGCCGCUACGUUUUGUAGUGUCUCCUACCUUUUCAUUCUUCCGAUUGUUCGUUACGUUCAUGACCCCAAGGGGCUCCGCAAAUACCCCGGGUUCUCGCCACUUUCGGGAUUCACCGACCUGCGCCACAUUUACCUGAGCGCCUGUGGCUACCGCUCAAAGGAGCUGUACGAGGCCCACCGACGGGCCCCGAUUUUACGCACCGGGCCGAACUCGCUAUCGUUCGGCGACACGCAGGCCAUUAAGGAUAUCUACGGCCAUAGCACACCAUGUUUCAAAGACCUCAACUACGUGGUUCUAGGUGGAAGUCAUACCCACCUCUUUGACGUGGUGGACAAGAGCGAUCAUGCUCGCCAGCGUAAAACGCUCUCCGCGGCGUUCGCCAUCAAGAACCUCGAACGCUGGGAAUCUAAGGUCGCCCAGACGACGGCCCGGCUCCUCAAGGCCAUGGAUGCCCAUUGCACGACGCCCCUACCAGCUGGCCAAACCAUUCCCAACCCGGCCGAUGUGUCUCUGGACUUUAACAAAUGGGUCUACUUGUUCACCAUCGAAGCCAUCAACAAGAUCGCCCUGUCGUCCACCAUGGACCUCCUCGACAAAGGCACCGACGAGGUGACGGCUCAGAAGAAAGACGGCACGGUGUACCGUGCGCGCUACCGCGAAGCCCAAGCCCAGACGGCCUAUGCACAGUCGGUGUUCGUGUGGGACUACAAGCACUACCCGUGGCUGGCGCGGCUGUCGAAGCUGCAUCCUGAAUGGCGGACGGUUUGGAAACAAGCUGCCCCGUGGGACGACGUGGUCUAUCACCAAGCCCAGACCCGCCUGCAGAGGUACCUGGCCGGUGAGCGCCUCGAUGACUUCUUCUCCGCCUUGAUGGACGACAAGCAGGGCCAGCCCAACAACCUGGAAUGGGGCGCGAUCCUCGCGCAGGUGGGCGCCAUCAUUAAUGCGGGGUCCGACACCACGGCCAUCGCCCUGACGCAGGUCCUUGACCUGCUCAUCCGACACCCGGUCCAGCUUUCCACGUUGCGCGAAGAACUCGACGCGGUGCUGGACCCAACCGAGACCGUCGCCCCCUACGACAAGGUCAAAAGCCUCCCUUACCUACAAGCAUGCCUCGACGAAGCUCUGCGUCUCCUCCCACCCACCUCCGCCGCCCUUCCGCGCCGUACCCCGCCCGAGGGCGCCCGGAUCCUGGGCGAGUGGAUCCCCGGCGACACCAGCGUCUCGCUGCCCAUCUACGCCGCGCACCGCGACCCCGCCGUGUUCCCGGACCCGGAGGCCUACCGGCCCGAACGGUGGCUGCAUGAGCCCGACCGCCGGCGCAUGGAGCCCUUCUUCAUCCCUUUCUCGGCAGGCGCGCGCGGCUGUCUCGGUCGCAAUAUCUCGUACCUCGAGCAGACGGUCGUGCUGGCCUCGGUGGUGCAUCGGUAUGGGUUUGCGUUGGCGUCGGAGGACUGGGAGAUCAAGCGGCACGAGGCGUUCAAUCUUUCGUUAGGGGCGAUGCCGGUGAAGAUUUGGAGAAGGGAGCUGGGUGAUGAUUGA